AUGCUAGUGGUUGGUGGACGUGACAGUGCGUCGACUCGCUACAACGACCUGUGGAGCUAUGAUCCUCAGUCGGACUCUUGGUCUCAGCUGGACAAUGGCUCUGUUUUUUUCUGCACGCUUGAGGUUGAGAGCAGCUUGGGAUGCAACAAACAACAUGCUGUACAUCCGCCAGUGAUUUGUGGAGGUCUUCAGGAGAAGCCUCUGGAGACCGUUCCAUUGGGCCAAAUUGUAGCCGGCGCGUGCGGCGCCCGGACCUGGUCUUGGAUUGGGAUCUGCGUCUGGGAAACCCAGAAGAGCGGGGAAAGACUGGAGCUGGGUGCAGGGGAAGAGAGGUUGGGAUGGCACUCGUCCCAGCAGUAUCGUUGGGCAGAGAUUAACUCAAUGACUUGCUGUGCCUUGAGGGUGGAUGCCUUGCGGUAUGGGACCUCAGAUUCCUGGCGAGUCCAUUUUCCGGUGCCAACAGAACUUGGGGAGAGCAGCUGGGAGAAUGGCCUGAGACAAGUCUUCGGCUGGUAUGGCGACAUCGUGUCCUUAGAACAUAUCGAUGAAGGCUCGGGUGGUUCCGCGAUGAUCACCUACAACAGCAAGGAGGCCGCACAGGAAGCCGCGGAGAUGGUCCACUUGGCCUCGAUCCGAGGGAAGACCUGCAGAUGUCUGCUGUGGAGCCAAGUGGAGGCUAUUUGGAAGACGAUGGACACGGGGCAUCGUUUGCAGCUAGAGGGCUUGGACUUGAAGAUCAGCUCCCAGAGCUUGCAGGACAUGUUUUCCCUCUUCGGGCCGGUCCUCGACUGCAAAGUGCAGAUGGACGAAGACGAGCGUUCCCGUGGAUAUGGCUUCGUGCACUUUGCUGAGAAGGAGCAUGCGUUGAAAGCCACCGAGUUGCUCAAUGGCAUGCAGAUCGGCAAGAGCAAUAUUCAGGUUCGACCUUCGCGGCCCCAAGACCUCGAGGCCUUCACCGGAUGUCUCUACUCUUUGGCCACGACGGUGAGUGCCGUGUGCCCACCGCCUACCGAGUGGAUGCCCAUGGCGCAUGAAGGCUAUGGCGGCCACGAUGGCUAUGGCGGCCAUGAGGGCCUGGGUGGAGGUUGGGAAGAGGACUAUGGCAACCACCAUUGGGAGCCUAGACAUUAG
Molecule: messenger RNA, 1131 nt
Organism: Durusdinium trenchii
Lineage: Eukaryota; Dinophyceae; Suessiales; Symbiodiniaceae
Source: the annotation of a GenBank genome assembly